Messenger RNA from Penicillium expansum, 1269 nucleotides. RefSeq lists its product as uncharacterized. NCBI's taxonomy places the organism in Eukaryota, Fungi, Ascomycota, Eurotiomycetes, Eurotiales, Aspergillaceae. Gene Ontology annotation, cellular component: cellular bud neck; plasma membrane. The record is from RefSeq and is a predicted model, not a curated record. Bases 1 to 1269 code for a protein of 422 amino acids. The transcript has 2 exons.
AUGAGUCCAGCAAAUAUUACGCUAUGGGUUCGAGACACCGCGAGUGAUCUCGAGUCGGUUCCAAGCACCUUUUCCAGCUGGGACUCAUGUAUGGACAAAUCGUACUGCAAGCGCAGAAACAAAACGCCUAAACACUUUGAUGACCCUCCGUUCCACCAGCCUCCUCCACCAGCUCCGAAUCCGGUCUAUCAAGCGCCACCAGCCCCACCCGCAUAUCGUGGUGCGCAACAGACUGCGCAUUUCGAUGCGCCCAAGUCCCCGGCCGCUCAUGUCAAUGAGGACGCCCUGCCUGAGAUGCCUACCUGGGCCGGUGCCAUUGACAAGCAUGUUGAAGACCCAAAUCAUCACGACGACGUCGAAAUGGAACCAUUGAAUCCCCCAGACCGGAGGCAGGGUGCUGGUACACCUGGUGCCGCUUAUGCUGACUAUCCCCCCAACCCAGCCAUGGGCGCGGCCGCCGUGGGAUACAGAGGAUUUGGGCCUACCGAUCCGCGUGCACGACGGUCUCCCGGCCCGGGAGCAGCUUUGAAUCCCAUACAAGACCCCUAUGGCCGACGUUCGCCGGGCAUGCCUUCCUCUGGGGCGGCCAUGGACCCAUAUGGGAGAAGAUCCCCGGGCCCGGCGGCACUUGCUGCCAAGGAUCCAUACGGAAGACGUUCGCCCGGCCCAGCAGCAGUGUUGGCUGUCAGUCAAGAUCCGUACGGGCGGCGCUCGCCGGGUAUGUCACCCUCAGCCCCAGCAGCUGGCUAUGGCGCCGCAGCGCACAACCCAUACGGUUCGCACUCUCACGGCGCUCCAGUGCACAACCCUUACGACCAGCAACCAUACCAAGACUCCUAUCACGACCACUCCUAUGACGACCACUCCUACGGCGCAGGCAACGACUACCACGCAGUGACCGCACCCUCGCCCGUGGCUGCAUACAAGCCGCACACCAACUACAGCCCCGUGCCAAUGGCCUUCUCCCCAUCCUCGGACAUAGAUCAUUCCGCAGCGGCCGUAGCCCCAACACCAGGCUUCCAGCGCCAGCCAUCUUUCGGCUCUAGCCAGUAUCCCCCCACAUACACCUCCCAGCCUUCAUACCGCGCCUUCUCCCCCGGUGCUCCUUCUUCGCCCCCUCCUGCUUUCUCGGCUCCUUCGCCUUCAGAGUACACUACCUAUAACCCCCACGCCAACACCACUCCCAUGCCCGAACCCGACAACACCAGACCUCCAAGUCUGUUGCAGAGCGGUAAAAAGCCCACCGUCAAUGCCUAUAGCAACUUUUGA